This is a messenger RNA of Tinamus guttatus (white-throated tinamou), 1026 nucleotides long. Lineage: Eukaryota; Metazoa; Chordata; Aves; Tinamiformes; Tinamidae. The record is from RefSeq and is a predicted model, not a curated record.
AAUAUGGUGGCAUGGGCUUGGACUUCUCGUAUAACAUUGCAGUGGCAGAAGAACUGGGAAAUAUCCGGUGUGGGGGUAUUCCGAUGGCGAUUGGAGUGCAAAUUGGCAUGAGCACACCCGCUCUAACAAGAUUUGGUUCAGAUGAGUUGAAAAAACAAUUCCUUGCACCAACUAUAGCUGGAGAUUUUGUGGCUUGUUUGGGAAUCAGUGAAGUUGGAACUGGAUCAGAUGUUGCAAGUAUCAAGACAACAGCUGAGAGAAAAGGCGAUGAGUAUAUAAUAAAUGGCGGUAAAAUGUGGAUUACAUCAGGGUCUCAAGCAGACUGGAUGUGUCUGCUGGCGAAUACCAGUAAAGGACCUCCUCAUAGAAAUAAAUCUCUUAUAUGUCUGCCAAUGAAUCUACCUGGCAUUCACAUUACUAAAAAGAUAGACAAACUGGGCAUGAGGUCAUCAGACACAAAUCAGAUCAUUUUUGAAAAUGUAAGAGUCCCCAGCAAAAACCUCAUUGGUGAGGAAGGAAUGGGUUUUACAUAUCAGAUGUUGCAAUUCCAAGAAGAGCGGCUGUGGGGAGUAGCCACUGUCCUGACAGCGCUGGAAAAUAUAAUACGAGAAACUAUUGACUACACUCGCCAGAGAGUAGCCUUUGGUCAGCCGGUGCUUCAUAACCAAACAGUGCAUUUCCGCCUGGCAGAGUUGGCAACAGAGGUGGAACUCCUUCGCUCGCUGCUCUACCGCACUCUUGCUCUCUAUCUAGAAGGCAAUGAUGUGACCAAACUUGCCUCCAUGGCUAAGCUUAAGGCAGGUCGUCUGGCCCGUGAAGUGACUGACAGUUGUCUUCAAUUUUGGGGAGGAAUGGGAUUCUCCAGUGAGGUCCUGGUGAGCAGAUUUUAUAGAGACUUGAGAUUGACAUCAAUAGGAGGUGGUACAGAUGAAACCAUGCUUUCUAUCAUAUGCAAAUACAUGGAAACACUUCCAAAGAAGUAACUCCUACUCUCUUGAAUAUGUAAGAACUCAAAGAGUAUGGCUU